AUGAAGUUGGCUGUUGAUAGGGAUAUACUCCUUACAACUCAGAGCCGUCUUCAAAGGGAAAUUUCUGAAAUCAAUAUUGAUCCAAGUGGCUUGCCUCAUGCGCAGAACAUCUUUGCCGAUUUUGAAUCCAAGAUUACAGGUGGAACUGUUUCUGCCGAUCAGUUGGCCUUUAUUGAGAAUCAAAUCAACUUAAUUAAAAGGCUGUCUGGCAUGAAGGCGAAGCUUGCAGAACAGCAGAAGAAAACUGGGAAAUAUGCUAGUGAACUCAAGGACAUUAUGAAGGAGCUCACAUCCCUUUAUACCUGGGUCGUUCAGCCUCGCUCUCACAUGAGCCAGCAGGAGACAACCCAGUUUAGUGCAGAGACAACUCGCCUGGCCCUGCUGGGCAACUGGUACAUCAUGAAAACCCAAAUAGAGAACAGCGGGGGGACCUUGUCCCCCGAAUUAUCAGAUUGGUUUGAUUGCGUGAAAACCCUACUGUGUGACAAGAAACCACUUUCUCCAGAAAGAGAGGCAAAAGUGAAGAGAAUAUACUAUGAUGUGAAGCAGGCCUGUCCAGCCUCGGGACUAGGAAUCACAGACACAGAACGCCAGGAAAUUGUUAAAGCCAUGGACCUGACCCAAGGGCAUUGGUUUAAGUGUCCAAAUGGUCAUGUGUACGCAAUCGGAGACUGUGGUGGCGCCAUGGAAGAAGCAACAUGUCCUGAGUGUAAGGCUUGUAUUGGCGGACAGAGUCAUCGACUUCGGGAUGACAAUCAGUUGGCUGGAGAAAUGGAUGGGGCUCGACAUGCUGCGUGGUCAGAGGCAGCAAACUUGGCAAAUUAUGAGGGAUUUUGA
Messenger RNA from Lingula anatina, 837 nucleotides. Its product is annotated as NFX1-type zinc finger-containing protein 1-like. Gene Ontology annotation, cellular component: nucleus; nuclear RNA-directed RNA polymerase complex. NCBI's taxonomy places the organism in Eukaryota, Metazoa, Brachiopoda, Lingulata, Lingulida, Lingulidae. Gene Ontology annotation, biological process: regulatory ncRNA-mediated heterochromatin formation. Gene Ontology annotation, molecular function: zinc ion binding; helicase activity. The record is from RefSeq and is a predicted model, not a curated record.